Messenger RNA from Metarhizium acridum CQMa 102, 2094 nucleotides. The record is from RefSeq and is a predicted model, not a curated record. NCBI's taxonomy places the organism in Eukaryota, Fungi, Ascomycota, Sordariomycetes, Hypocreales, Clavicipitaceae.
AUGACCUCAACAAACUUGCAAAUGGAAACGUAUACCAUCACACGGCCAACUUGUGCCGCAAAGAAUGAGGCCGGCAAACCUUGCGGCGCUACACCGGUUAUGCCUUGCCUGGACUGCCACCUGGUUGCUUACUGCGACCAUGCCUGCCGCGCCCGACAUUGGCCCGAGCACAAACUAGCCUGCGAGAAGACGCAUGACCACCAAGUGUCGAACGACGUGCAAGCGGACGAACGAAAAGACGUGGAUAGCUAUUUUACUUUUUGGUCAAACUACGCCGCAACAGACUUACUGAACCUUGAGAAAAACGAAGGGCGGUUUUUCAAUGGAAUGUUGUCGAUGUUUAUACAUGGACAGUCUUCAUUUCGACACUUCAUAUACACGCUUCUCAAGAUACCAAAGACAGCCAAACCAGUCCUUCGACUAGCCCUGAACCCUACCACUCCAGCACAUGUUUGUCGGGACUUCUUCGCUAUACACCUGCUUUUCGAUCGGCAUCACGAUCCUUAUUUGAAUGCCGAAGCAACGAUUCACCUCUGGUACUCAGCGCAGCUGCCACUAGCUCUCUGGCACCAUGUAGACGUUGUUAUGAAGGGAUAUUACGAGGAUUUUGAUGAGUGCUUUGAGACUGCCAGAAGAGAACAGCAGAGCGUAUCUGACGAUGGUGUUGGAUAUGAGGUAUCAUAUCAAAUGUCAUGGGGCGACGGUGACAUCAAGUUCGUUGGAAACUUGUUUGAGCGCCAAUGGCGCCUGAUAAGCAGGGUUCUAAAACCAGACAAACAAAUGUCUACUGAUCAGGCAGCCAUAGUUCGAGCUCUGGAUGCUGAAAAGAGUUGCGAACCUCUCAAAAUAGCGGCUUCCCGAAUGACGUGUUCCAGGACUGCGGGCUUGAUGAAAUGGAGAAAAGAUGGCUUGUUGUUGCCAUUUGGACACCCGACAGAUGGAUUCGACAUGUUAAACCCGCAAGUUUCUCUCCUUACCUUGCGCUUCAUCUGCAUAUUCUUCCAGGGCGACGGUUGUUAUCCACAUGGAGCAACCGCAGAGCCCAUCGCAGAGUGGCCCAUGGAGUUUCUCGACUUCCAAGACGGAUUUCAAGAGGAAAGCAAACGACUGUCCAUAAUGGUUGGCCUCACUUCGGUAGGGAUGUCCAUGACCCUUCAUCGAGCUCCUGAGCCAGUCAUGUAUGAUCGUAUUCACAUGGGAGACUUGUGGGAUUUUAAUCCUGCGUGCAAUUUGACAGUUGCGGCCGGGAACCUGCGACACCAAGACCAGAAUCCGUUUGCCACAAUGCUGGCUAUGUGUCGACUAUCGGUCACCAAUUCUGACGCAGAACUGGAAGGGGAGAUUUGUGAAGAGGGAUACCAGACUUUUGAGCCGUCGUCUACAAUUCUUGACGACUAUGCCCCCCCAGUCAGAAUAGAACAAGGUUGUGAAACAGAAACCGUCAUUCGACGGCGAAUUGGUCUUUUGAUGUGGCGCAACUGGGACAAGUUUUCGGAGCGGUUUAUCGAAAACGCGAAGCUUUUUGCAUUCUAUCUCGCAAUCGACUGUGAAACCGACAAGGAGAAGAGCAUUUUCAAAACGGGAUUCCUCGGCAUGGAAUACAAGGAGAAGAACACGAUAACCCGAAGGUGGCCUAACCGUCUGGUACACAGCAAAAGCGACAAGCCCAGCCUUCGGGACUUUGACCGGCAUGUCGGUUGGUUUGACACCAUGCCGCAGAGAUGGAUAGAGUGGAAACGUGUUGACGACGCCGGUGACAAUGAGUGGGAAAUGGCGAGACAGUGUGUUUUGGAUAGUUCAUGGCGCGACAUGGCUGAGGUGCAAGCGAAAAUAAUUGAUGAAGAAGCGCAGGUACUAGAUGAAGAAGAAGACGUGAACAGGCGAAUUGAAGAACUGCUGGCGGAGGAUGCUGUUGAUAGGGAGAAGUCCAAGAAGUCAGGGGCGACGAAGCCAAAGGGAAAAGCAUCAAAGCGGAAGAAGGACUUUUUCCAGCAGUUCUUGAGUCUUGGUAACAGCGUAAUUGACGUAUAUAGUAUUUGGUGCGCAACAGUCUUUUGUACGGCUGAUGAGACUAAGAUUUCUCUGGAAAGGUGA